Anguilla anguilla (European eel) is the source of this 4363-nucleotide messenger RNA. RefSeq names its product PH and SEC7 domain-containing protein 4-like. Gene Ontology annotation, molecular function: phospholipid binding; guanyl-nucleotide exchange factor activity; protein binding. The record is from RefSeq and is a predicted model, not a curated record. Gene Ontology annotation, biological process: regulation of ARF protein signal transduction. NCBI's taxonomy places the organism in Eukaryota, Metazoa, Chordata, Actinopteri, Anguilliformes, Anguillidae. The transcript has 16 exons. The coding region runs from base 303 to 4187 and encodes 1294 amino acids.
GCUCAGUGGGUCUGGGGGGUGGGGUGUUGUAAGAGGAAGAGCAUUUUCGUGCAUUUAAACUGGGUAACACAGGUAGAAAGGAGGCCACGACCCCAUGUACUCACAGAACCAUAAGAAGAAGACACAAGAACAGAAUACAACGUGUUUAUUGCUCUUUGCUGGAAUACCUUAUGUGAUCAUCCUGACAUUUUGAUGGCACCAGUAUGGAGACCUUUCUGAUCGCAAAUGAAGAAGUUUAAAAUCAACCUCUAAGACCUGCUUCCUUCUCAGCUGCAUUUUGUUGAUUGAUUGGGUUUGAUGUGAUGGAGGAGGAUCAAGGCUGUGUCUCAGAUCUAGUUCAGCAGGAGUCUAAUUCCCAGGGAUUACAGGACCCGCGGGCCCCCCUGAAAUGCCAAAUGUCAGAUAGAAAGCCAGAGAAUGGAGGGGAAGAGGAUGGAAAUGGGCUGUAUAUACUUAAUGAGGCAAGGCAAAUAACAGGGAAUGGUGCUUCUGUUGACACAGGUCUGCUCACACGACCCUGCAUGUCCCUCUCUCCAUGUUGCGAGUGUCCUACACUGGCUGUACAUUUUGCAGUGUCUGGCAACGUCUCAUGUGAUGAGCUGGACUCCAGUGAGGGGGCCAGCUUGGAUAUGUACUGGACUGACCUCUCUUUGCCUCCCUCUCAUUUACACCCUCCAUAUCAGAUGAAGGAAGGUGAUAAGACAGCCUUGACGGAGAAGAACAUUCUUAUGGAAAACUAUUUUCAAGGCUCUCCCCCUCCCGGCACAUACUCUAGUGAUGGCCCCGAGCAGUUGCAGGACAGCAGGGAGGAGGAGCCUCCAACAAACUCACAGGAAGAGGACGGUUUAACACGAGGAGAACUGAAGGAUGUCAAAGCAUUUGAUCCUGCAGCACCGUCUAAAGAGCUUCUGACAGGUGAAUCACACAAAGCAACAGAGGGCACAAGACAAGAGCCCACCACACAUUCUGGGGUAAAUGUAAUGGCUGCUGAAUCCCAAGCUUUGAUUGAGUCCAUGGAAACUCCAUCACCAUCUACAGAUGGGCAACCAGACCAAGAACAUCAGCCCUUAGACUGUCAUGCUGAGUGGACAGAGUCUGCAGGAAUAACAGAAUCAUCUGGAGGGUCUACUGCAGAACUCACUCCGGUGUGUUCUGCAGCGACAAACCCAAGAGCUGGGAGUGACCUUGUCCAACUCAACUGUAUGCACUUCAGUGAUGAGUACUCCAUUCCCAUCACAAGUGUAGUAGCACUGAAACAAGACACAGUCAGCUCUGAAAUGGAUGGGAUACAGGGUAAAGAAGUAACCUGCUGUCUUAAUGGUUAUGAGGAGGGAAUGAAGGAAGAAGAAGAAGAAGAGGAGAAGAAGGAGGAAGACAGGAAGGACCACAAUAAUUUACUUCAUAAAGUAAAUUUCCACAGUCAGUGUACCAGGGAGAAGGCACUGCCAGUACAAACAGAAGAAGCUGAAUCAAAUCACAGAGAGUUACAUGAACACACUGACCAGACAGUGCUUCUGAAUUGGACAGAACACCCAGAACAAAGUGAAGAGUCAGGGCAGCAGCAACAAUUAGAGCAAAUACAGAAAUCAGAGGAGGGAGAACAGGCACAGCAUACAGAACAGUCAGAACAGUUAGACCAGACAGAAGAGACGGAACAGCCUGAGCAGACAGAACAGUCUGAGAAGAAACAGCCAGUUCAGACUGAACAGGCAGAGCAUCCAGAGCAGAUGGAACAGCCAGAGCAGAUGGAAAACCCAGAACAAAUAGAACAGCCAGGGCAGGUAGAACAACCAGAGCAGUUGGAACAGCCAGAACAGAUGGAACAACCAGUGCAGAUGGAACAACUAGAUCAGUUGGAACAGACAGAGCAGAUGGAACACCCAGAAAAGAUGGAAAACCCAGAACAAAUAGAACAGUCAGGGCAGGUAGAACAACCAGAGCAGUUGGAACAGCCAGAACAGAUGGAACAACCAGUUCAGAUGGAACAACUAGAUCAGUUGGAACAGACAGAGCAGAUGGAACACCCAGAACAAAUAGAACAGUCAGGGCAGGUAGAACAACCAGAGCAGUUGGAACAGCCAGAACAGAUGGAACAACCAGUGCAGAUGGAACAACUAGAUCAGUUGGAACAGACAGAGCAGAUGGAAAACCCAGAAAAGAUGGAAGACCCAGAACAAAUAGAACAGUCAGGGCAGGUAGAACAACCAGAGCAGCUAGAACAGCUAGAACAGCCAGAACAGAUGGAACAACCAGUGCAGAUGGAACAAACAGAUCAGUUGGAACAGACAGAGCAGAUGGAACACCCAGAAAAGAUGGAACAGCUGGUGCAGAUGGAUCAGCCAGAACAGAUGGAACCUUCAGGGCAGAUGGAACAACCACAACAGUUGGAAUGGCCAGAACAGACAGAACAGGCAGUGCAGAUGGAACAAUCAGAUCAAUCGGAAUGGCCAGUGCAGAUGGAACGCCCAGAAAAGAUGGAACAGCUGGUGCAGAUCGAAAAUCCAAAACAGCUGGAACAGUCAGGGCAGAUAGAACAACUAGAUCAUUUAGAAUUGCCAGAACACGUAGAAAAGCCAGUGCAGAUGAAAUGGCCAGAACAGUCAGGGCAAUUUGAACUGGCAGACCAAUCAAUAGCACAGCACAAGUUAGGGCUAGACAAUACAGAGCAUGCAAAAAAGAUCUUGAAACCUCUGCCAACGCAACAGACCGAGGAGCAAAAAUGGAGACCCAUCCACCACAACAACAAAGGGAGUAUGGACAGGGAAGAGGCACACAGACUUGCUGAGAAGCUCUACAAGCUGCAGGAUGUGCGACGCACUGAUGUCGUCAAAUACCUCAAUAAAGACAAUGAGUUCAGUCAUACAGUUGGAGAGGAAUACUUAAAGUUCUUUGAAUUCACUGGUCAGAGCUUGAACCAAGGCUUGAGGUCAUUCCUCAAGGUGGUGGUUCUGAUUGGAGAAACACAGGAGAGAGAGCGAGUUUUGGAGCAUUUUUCUCAUCGUUUCCAUCAGUGCAACCCUGACAGUUUCUCCUCCCCAAGUGCAGUGCUAACCCUAACCUGCGCUCUAAUGUUGCUGAACACAGAUCUACAUGGGCAGAAUGUGGGGAAAUCCAUGUCCAUUUCCACCUUUGUGUCCAACUUGGAUGGUAUGAAUGAAGGGGAACAUUUCUGUAAGAAUCUACUGAAGGAUCUGUACAACGGCAUAAAGAAUGAACCUCUGGAAUGGGCAGUUGAUGAGGAAGAACUGAAGAGCUCAGUGUUACAACAAGAUGAAAAAGCAGACCCACUACUCCGCUCAAAGAGCAACCCCUUCCAGGAUCUGCCUCAUGACAAGAAAGCCAUGGUCUACAAACAGGGCUUCCUGACACGCAAGGCGCACGCUGACAUAGAUGGCAAACGCACUCCCUGGGGGAAGCGUAGCUGGAAGACCUUCUAUGCUGUGUUGAAAGGAAUGGUGCUGUACCUGCAGAAGGAUGAAUACAACAUAGAGUGGCAGAACUCAGCAGAGGUAGUCAGUGUGCACCAUGCCUUGGCUGAAAGGGCUGAUGACUAUACAAAGAGGCCACACGUCUUCCGCCUGCAAACGGCUGACUGGCGAGUCUUCCUCUUCCAGGCAUCCACACUAGAGCAUAUGAGCUCCUGGAUCAACAGGAUAAACCUGGUAUCAGCCCUGUACUCAUCUCCUCCAUUCCCUGCUGCUGUGGGAUCACAGAAGAGGUUCAGCAGACCCAUCUUACCUGCCAUGCAGUCGGCACUUACUCUGGAGAAGCAGCUCCAGUCUCACUCCCGCAUGCUGGACUCUUUCUCAACUGACCUGACCUUCCUGCAGCAGUCUGUGCUUGAGGGCCGAAGGGCCAAGGCCCGCGAGCUUGAGGAGCGCCGACAGAGGGAGGAGUAUCUGCUGCACGAGAAGAGUCGGUAUGAGGUGUAUAAGCAGAUGCUAGAGGUGUGGAAGGGCCUUGGUGGACACAUUGGCGGUGCAGUGAGGGCUGUGGAGCUUGAGCGUUUCGAUGAGGAGCUGUACGUAGACACAGAGGAAGAGGAAGCUGGCCUGAAGAAGUCCCAUUCCAGCCCCUCCCUGAACCUGGAGUUGGCCCCACCCCCCAUAGUGAAAGUCAAGCGCAAUAUCUCUGAGAGACGCACCUAUCGCAAGAUCAUAAUCCCACGACGCAACAGAGAGCUGUGAGAGAGGGCCUACUGCACCAUAUUUACCUAUAGAUGAAACAAAAUAUUACAUCUGUGGUUUAUAUUCAGUUGACUGUACUGUUACAUAUCAACUGGAGGUCACCAAUAUAGGAGUGCUGUCCUUCCUCGGUUCAUUGGAAAAAAAUGUUUUCAAAUAAAUCUGAGAUUUGUUUGUUC